AUGGAGCUACGGGGUUGUGGUCAUCUUCAUUUCAUUCAGGCUAUUAAAGGUGGUUUAGUUACAAAAGUCCCUAAUGUUGCUCGUGGACAACCGAAACUUAAAUUUAAAAAUAUGACAGACGUAUAUGAUGAUGGAUUAUUGUCUCAUAAUGAUGAUGGACUGGCUGAAAGGUCAUGCUUUGAUGAAUUUGAGGAAAACAAUGUGAAAACCAAUCCUGAUGCUUCAGUAUGUAAUGGCAAUGAUGCUGAUCAUCCGAUAGUCAAUAAUUUGGAUGACGACGACUUUGACAAUCUCACCCUAAGCCAAAUUAUAGAUAGUUGCAAAACAAGGAAGAGAAAACACUCACAAUCUCUCGACUCUUCUAGAAGAAACAUAAAAAUUGAAGAUUCAUCAUUCCCGGAGGACUACAAAGAGGAGCUAAUGGCAGUUGAUGAUGACUCUGAUUUCAUGGAGACUCUCAGUAGCUGGAAAUCUAAACUAUCAAAUAAUGUGAAGGCAAAGAAGCAAAAAUGCUUCAAAGAACCAACCUCUAGUUAUACCCAAGAGGUUAUGAUGCUAGUUGUCAAAUCCGAAGAGAUCGUAGACUAUCAGGAGUUCCCACCCACUAAUGAAGAGGUCCAAAACGGUCAAGUGUUACCACCCUCUAGUGAAGAGAUCCUGGACUGUGAAGAGUUCUCUCUAUCCAACGAAGAGAUCCAAGGAUGUCAAGAGUUCUCACCCUCCUGUGAAGAGAUCGAAGGCAGUCAGGAGUUCCCGCCCUCCAGUGAAGAGAUUGAAAGCAAUAAAGAGAUCAUAUCCUUUACUGGAGAUUCAGCUGCCCUUGUCGAAGUGACAUAUGAUGUUCCUGUAACUGACUGUUUCUGCGGGCCAGAUGACUAUUCCAGUACAGAAGUACAAGAAGAGAUAAUCUAUAAAUGGAAUUUGGAGAGUGAAUUGAAAAAUGAGUGGCAAAAGUGUGUUAGUUUUCUUCCAUUACGAAUGGUGAGGCCCUUCAAUAUGGAUAUUGUGAUAAAUAAUUCUCAACUAAGCAAUGACCAGUCUCCAGACUUGCCUGCAAUAAAAUUUGAGAGUGAGGAGUGUAUCGUCCAUCCAUAUCUCCAUUACAACGCCCCUCAAGUAAUGUCUAUGGUUGAAGAUCAUAACUCUGAUAUUCAUGACAGUCAACUGGAUGGUGACACUGACGCUGCAGUCUCCCUACCUAAUGCGGGUACUCAUAAAGACAUUGACUGCCUCGGUAUAGAGUUUAAAGAUGAUAAUACUCUCCUUGGUGACUGCAGUAAUGAUGAAUUUACAACUGGUGCUGAGGAUCAGGUAGAAGUAGAAUCUAACCGUACAAUUGAACAUGGCCUUGAUCUUGAUGGAUGUCUGGUUCGUUGUUCAGAUGAUCCACCUGAAUAUGAGGAAAAGCAAUCAGUUGCUUCUGUAAACAAUGAAUGUAAUGGUAGUUCAAAGAUGAAUGAUCCUGAAAGAUUGUUAUCAACAAGAAAGGAAAAGCUCUGUAAAGCUGUGGAGUCUAUUGAAUUGAAUCAUAAAAACAAAUUGAGUAUGUGA
This is a messenger RNA of Sphenostylis stenocarpa, 1551 nucleotides long. NCBI's taxonomy places the organism in Eukaryota, Viridiplantae, Streptophyta, Magnoliopsida, Fabales, Fabaceae. The record is from the annotation of a GenBank genome assembly.